UUUGUCUUGAGUCUUCCCUUUUUCAAUAUAAUACCCAAUGUUAGCACACAUUAACUCACUCCUGACUUUCAAUCCUUAAAGUUAACCAAAGUGUUGUUAAUUUUUGUGUUAAUCAACAACGUUUACCUGAUCAUCCAGCAAUUAUUUGAUUUAGUUAAGAUAAUUAAACCUAACAACUCUCGGAAUAAACCUUUUUACCUAAUUAAUGACAAGCAAGCAAAAGUGACACAUUCAAUAAAACAAAAGUGAACCUUUGUUAUAACCUCGUAACUCUGUAAAGCAAACAAACAAGAAAAGGUCUUCAACCUGAACUAACCUUUUAGUCAACUGUCGACCUCAUUACUCAUUUUCAAGAUCAACAUCUUUAAGGUCAACAUAUUAGUCAACCUGAUUUAGUAGGAGAAACAAAGGAGCCAAUAGAAGCAAAAGAAAGAUUUGAACCAGAGAUAACCAGAGACACUUUGGGUAAACAAUCUGGUCACAAAGGUUUGCGCUUCUUCCAGUCGACGUUCAAUUUGAAUGAAUUUUCAACAGAUUAUUCAAACAAGAUACCUGUCAUCUCUAUUAUCACCGUUAAUUAUAUCAACCUCAUCGCCAUCACCAAUCUGUUCAUCAAUUGUGAAUUGUAAUUAUUUGAGAAAUCGGAAAAGAAGAGUUUUACCGGUAAUUUUCAACCCAAACUCCAACAUUUGACAACAACUUAUGCUUUUUGAAAGGAACAAUUGCCUUCUUUUUGUUUUCUACUAAUUAUCAUUAUAAUCAGUUGAUGUUUAACUUUACUGUUUAACCAACUUGAUUGAGUUUAUUUAAAUUGUUCAAGUGCUCCAAAAAAAACUGACUAAUUUUUACCAACAAUCGCAAUUCAUAGUAAAAAAAAGGUCCAAGUAUUUCAAUCAAUUCCUUCUACUGCUGUGUUAUCCAUUGAAUGGAAAUGUCGUCCAAAAAAAUGUCAUCCUGGAGACGUUUUGUUGAUUUUGUAGGCCUAAUGAAACUUGACCUUUGCCUAUUACUGUUUGGUAUUGCCAAUAAUUUACAAAAUGUUACUGUUGUACAACUUGCUGAGGAUAAAAAGUGCAUUAAUGAUUUAAAUUUGACAAUUAGUUACUGUUUAACUAUUACGGAGAAACACAAUACAGCAGAAAAUGCCCAAAUAAUUCUUCGUCAUGCUGAUGAUAUCAAAAAUUGGCAAUUUUUCAUCAUGAACAUACCAGGAACCAUUGUAUCCGGUUUUUUAGGAUACUGGCUGGAUAAAUAUCCUCAUUAUCUUAAAUUUAUGGUCUUGCUAACCUUAUUCGCUGAGACACUUCAAUCGAUCAUUUUGCUUGUAAAUGCAUAUGUAUUUUCACUUAGUUCAUAUGCAAUUUUAUUCGCUUAUGUACCAUUUGCAUUAGGAGGAGGAAUGUUUCUGAUCUAUGGUGCUUGUUAUACAUACGUUGCCUGGUCAACUCCACCUGAGCUGUUAAUCGUUAGGUUUGCUAUUAUGGAGUUUGUCAGUAUGAGCGCCGGUUUUAUUGGUACAUAUAUCAGUGGACAGAUUCUGAUAAUGAAGCCAUGGGUUGACGGUCAAGCACGUAAUUAUAUUGGAGUUCUUAGUCUAUCAACAAUCCUUCUGUUCACAACACUAUUGCUUGCCAGUGUUUUCAAACUGAAAAACAUGCCUGUAGCAACACCUGAAAAUGCUAAACGUAAAUUGGGACAUGUGAUUGUUGACGUGUUCAAAGUAUCUCGAUUGAAAGAUUUGUUUGCCGCCUUUUUCAAGAGAAGACCCAAUGCUGGACGAGUUCGUUUAUUAUUACUUGUACUAUCAGGAACCCUAUGUUUAGGUGCAUUUCAUGGUGAAGAAACGAUUGGCUAUCAAUACGCUCAGCGAGUAUAUGGUUGGUCAGCUGAAAAGUAUUCAACACUCUAUUCACUGUUAUCGAUUAUUCCUGCUCUAGCAACCUCUCUCGGACCUCAUGUAUUGAAAACCUGUCUAGGUUUGUCUGACUCCAUAAUAGGAAUUCUCGGGACUGUCUCUGUUUUCGCCAUGAAUCUCAUCCAUGGAGUCGUCUUGACUCCAUAUGGUUUCAUCUUUACAUAUAUUGCUGGUGCACUUCACAGGAUUUCAUUUGUCGCCUUCCGUUCAUUGAUAUCAACCAUGGUUGAUUCCAAUGAAGCUGCUAAAAUAUUCACAUUGAUCACUGUCUUUGACUCGUAUGGGGCUUUGGGUUCAGCCUUUUUGUACACACGAACUUUCAAUGCCACCAUUCAAAAUAACCCAGGAUUGACAUUCAUUAUUGCGGCAAUCAUAUUGACCAUUCCAGUUGCCACUUGUGUUUGGCUUGAAGUUACUCGAUCCAAAUGGGAACCAAAAGUAUCAACUGAGAAAGACAAUAUUUAUGGACAAAAAUCACUUCCAGAUAAUACAACUAAUGGCAAUCUUCACCCACCUACUACACCAUCUUUGAUGAAGAUCAAAAAUUUAACCAUUAUGAAUGUUUCUAAUGUGUCGGACAAGUUUUAAUCAAUUGACUUUUAUCAUUUUU
This is a messenger RNA of Tetranychus urticae (two-spotted spider mite), 2525 nucleotides long. RefSeq lists its product as uncharacterized. NCBI's taxonomy places the organism in Eukaryota, Metazoa, Arthropoda, Arachnida, Trombidiformes, Tetranychidae. The record is from RefSeq and is a predicted model, not a curated record. Gene Ontology annotation, cellular component: membrane. Gene Ontology annotation, biological process: transmembrane transport. Gene Ontology annotation, molecular function: transmembrane transporter activity.